GAGGAAGUGAGAGGGGGCGGUGAGGUGCAGCCUGGAGGGGCACCAUGGCCCAGGCCCUUGGGGAGGACCUGAUACUGCCUUCGGAGCUGCAGGAUGACUCCAGCUCUUUGGGGUCUGACUCCGAGCUGAAUGGGCCCAGCCCGUAUCGCCAAGCUGACCGCUAUGGCUUCAUUGGGGGCAGCUCAGCAGAGCCAGGCCCAGGUCACCCUCCUGCAGACCUCAUCCGCCAGCGGGAGAUGAAGUGGGUGGAGAUGACCUUACACUGGGAGAAGACCAUGUCCAGGCGGUACAAGAAGGUGAAGAUACAGUGCCGAAAAGGUAUCCCCUCAGCCUUGCGGGCCCGGUGUUGGCCUCUGCUGUGCGGAGCCCACGUGUGUCAGAAGAACAGCCCCAGCACCUACCAGGAGCUGGCCUUGGCCCCGGGAGACCCCCAGUGGAUGGAGACCAUCGGGAGGGACCUGCACCGUCAGUUCCCUCUGCACGAGAUGUUCCUGUCCCCUCAGGGCCACGGGCAGCAGGGGCUCAUGCAGGUACUCAAGGCCUACACAUUGUUCCGGCCAGAACAAGGCUACUGCCAGGCCCAGGGCCCCGUGGCUGCUGUACUUCUUAUGCACCUGCCCCCAGAGGAGGCCUUCUGGUGCCUGGUGCAGAUUUGCGACUUCUACCUCCCUGGCUACUAUGGCCCCCACAUGGAGGCAGUGCAACUGGAUGCCCAGGUGUUCUCAGCACUGUUGCGGCGGCUGCUCCCGAGGAUACACAAACACCUACAACAGGUGGGCGUCGGGCCGCUGCUCUACCUGCCUGAGUGGUUCCUAUGUGUCUUCGCUCGCUCCCUGCCCUUCCCCACAGUGCUGCGCAUCUGGGACGCCUUCCUCAGUGAGGGUGCAAAGGUACUGUUCCGGGUGGGCCUGACGCUGGUGCGCCUGGCACUGGGCACUGCCGAGCAGCGCCUGGCCUGCCCAGGACUCCUGGAGACACUUGGUGCCCUUCGGACCAUCCCCCCCAACCAGCUCCAAGAGGAGGUCUUCAUGUCCCAGGUACACAGCGUGGCCCUGUCCGAGCGUGACCUGCAGCGGGAGAUCCGGGUCCAGCUGGGCCAGCUGCCCACAACAGCACCUGGACCUCCACCUCGGCCUCAGGCCCGCCUCGCAGGGGCCCCAGCCAUCUUUGAGGCCCAGCAGCUGGCAGGAAUGCGGGGGGGCACCAAGGCUGGCCUCCAGGUGCCCCGCAUUGUGGUGCAGCCCCCAGAGGAGUUCAGGACACCUGGGCGCAAGCCCCAAACCCGCGGCAAGACAUUCCAUGGGCUUCUGACCAGGGCCCGGGGCCCCCCCAUCGAGGGCCCCUCCAGGGCUCAUCGGGGCUCCGCCUCCUUCCUGGACACCCGCUUCUGA
This is a messenger RNA of Chrysochloris asiatica (Cape golden mole), 1391 nucleotides long. RefSeq names its product TBC1 domain family, member 10C (gene TBC1D10C). The transcript is spliced from 10 exons. NCBI's taxonomy places the organism in Eukaryota, Metazoa, Chordata, Mammalia, Afrosoricida, Chrysochloridae. The record is from RefSeq and is a predicted model, not a curated record. The coding region runs from base 45 to 1391 and encodes 448 amino acids.